UAAAGAUUGUACCCGGCAUACUUUGCUGUGAACCCUAUCUUGUUUAUUUGGAUAGUUUUAACCUAUAGCUUGAAAAAAUUAUAUUUUAUAUUUAUUUAUUUUUUUGGUUGAGUGUGUGUUUGAGAAUGAAUGUGUCCCUGCUGCUCCUGUGUGUGGCUGUUCUGCUGCAGGAGGGGAGAGCGAAGCCCGACCCACAGCAGGGCUGUGUGGACCCUGAAGUAGUGAGGGUGGCUGAAGAAGCCCUGGAUCUGAUCAACCGGGACAGGACCGGCGGAUACAUCCUGAGCCUGAACAGGCUGUACGACGUCUCCCACACAGCACAGCAGGAAAAUGGCGGGUCAGUCUAUAAACUGAUUAUUGAUGUCUUGGAGACCAAAUGUCACGUCAUCAGCAGGAAACCAUGGAAACAAUGUGACAUCAGAGGAAUCUCAGCUGUUCCUGUGUAUGGAGAGUGUGAAGUCACUGUUCUUGUUCAAACUCAAACUGAAGUGAAAAGUUACUCGUGUUCAAUGAGGGAAGUUCCAGCGACAUCGAUUGUGGACAUUUGCCCAGACUGUCCAACAGCUGAAAACCUGAACGAACCCGUCAUCAAAGAGACGGCCAGUCUGUCCCUGAAGAGGUUUAAUGAAGAGAGUYGCCUGGAGAACUACUUCAUUCUGGACAAUAUUACAAAAGCCAGCUCACAGUGGGUGUUUGGUCCAUCCUACUUUGUGGGUUUCACCAUUGUGGAGACGGUUUGUUCAAAGAAAACAGAAAUCAGUGAAGUCAGCCACUGUCCACCCAUGGACUGUCAGUUCGCUCACAGAGGAUUCUGUUUGGGCUCCCAUGUGACGAUCGAGGAGCCGUUUGAAGUCAGGAACCCUGUUGGUAAAAAGGCCGGCUCUUUUMAGAAUCACAACCCUGUAGAGGUGAAGUGUGAGAUCUAUGAACCUCAGRCUGCAGCUGAGGAGGAGCGGGCCCACCAGACAGCAGACAGAGGUCACGCAGAGCACCAGCACUCCAACCACACACACCUGCACGCACACGAACAUGUGCACACGGUCGCACCAACCUCAGGCUCCUCCCCCUCUCAACCACGAGGCCUUCUGGGUASAGUUGUGUUCCAGCAUUCCUCCCCCAGAUCGGCCCCAUCAGCCGCCUCCUGCCCCGGUCCUCGAACGCACCGUCUAGGUUUAGAACCACUCAAGCUCUGAUCGGUUUAUUCUUUGAAAUUGUUUUCAUGCAUGUUGCUGAACAAAAUGGAAGAGAUAAAACUAUGUCCUUGUUAAUCACAGGACAUCAUUGGUUUUAUUAAAGCAUUUAUCUCAUCUGGAAAUUACAAAAAUUCUUCUAAAAAGAUGUUUUAUUUAUCWAAAUGUUUUAUUGUUGGUGUAAACCCAAAUUUAAUCUCUAACUCAAUUAUUUAAGCAAUAACUAAACAAUUCACAUUUAUUUUAACAAAACACAAAAUAUUCACCAACUUCUCUGAGCUAAUAAAAUAAUUCCUGUGUAAAAUAAAAGGUGAAUAUAUAUAGAUCUUAAAA
This is a messenger RNA of Austrofundulus limnaeus, 1523 nucleotides long. RefSeq names its product fetuin-B. Gene Ontology annotation, molecular function: cysteine-type endopeptidase inhibitor activity. The record is from RefSeq and is a predicted model, not a curated record. Gene Ontology annotation, cellular component: extracellular region. Gene Ontology annotation, biological process: negative regulation of endopeptidase activity. The coding region runs from base 126 to 1193 and encodes 355 amino acids. The transcript is spliced from 7 exons. NCBI's taxonomy places the organism in Eukaryota, Metazoa, Chordata, Actinopteri, Cyprinodontiformes, Rivulidae.